CUCUCUUAUCUCACAUUCAACUUGCUUUGGCGAGUCAUCAUCAUCCGACUUUAUAGUCGGUAGCAUUUUGAAUUAAUUAAUUAAUUCCCCUUCUAUCUCAUCGUAUUUCUCCAUUUUUCUUCCAUUCAUACCAUCCACUACAUUGUCCUCGUGAUCUAUCGAUAUCAAAUAUCAUCAAAUCAUCAAAUCCCAGCGCUGACAUCACCCACGCGCGGCUAGCUAAGGCCAGCGAAGCAUCAGCCCAGCCCGCCUAUCCAACGUUCGGGUAGCAGCAAGCAGCAAGCAGCCUGGAGUUGGUGUAAAGGUGCGCGUGGCGCAGUCAGCUGGGCAGGCAACCAAUCCAAACCGAUUCGCUAUCCCGCUCUAACACGCUGUCUAAGAGCCGUUGUCUUGGAGCUUUCGUGGGGUUUGUAUUAUAACUUGGUUUAAUGCAGCAGCCUAUCGUUCACUCCCGUCUUUUCCUUUCGUCAACAUUGCCAAAGUGAAUCGAGAAGGGUAUCCCACCAUUAUCCAUCACUUCGUGCCUCAUCGGCAAAUGUUCAUCAUGUCGCCGCCGAGUAUUCGGCUUGCGGCCCUCGGCUUGCUCUCCUUAUCAUGUCUUGUUGUCGGCCAGAAGAACUAUACCCAAAUCGACGCGAUGCGAGCGCAACUAGCUCUCUUUGGUGACCGACCCGCUGAUUGUCCUCCAUGUUUUAACUGCCUCCUUCCGGCCUACGAAUGUGGCCAGUACGCCGAAUGUAACGAAUAUAACGGAAAAUGCGAGUGUCCGGCAGGAUUUGGAGGCGAUGACUGCCUUGAACCUACUUGCGGCUCGCUUGCGCGUGGCAAAGAUCGACCGAUAAGAUCCGGCGAUACCUGCGAAUGCGACGAAGGCUGGACCGGAAUUAACUGCAAUGUCUGUACCCAAGAUAACGCCUGCGACGCUCUUAUGGAGACUGGGGACGGUGGAGUCUGUUACCAAAACGGCGAGGUUGUAAACCAAAACCACCAGAUGUGCAGCGUUACGAACGAGAAGAUCCUUACUAUGCUCGAGGGCAAGAUACCUCAAGCUACCUUCACCUGCGAAAGAGAAACGGGCAUAUGCGACUUUCAAUUCUGGAUUGAUCGACUCGAAUCUUUCUAUUGUCACCUAGAGAACUGCGAAUCUACCGCAGACUUCACCUCGGACCAAAACAGUAGUUACUACAAGUGUCCCGACGUCAAAUGCGGCUGUAUUAAAGAUCGCAUGCUUUGCGGCGCUGAGGGUUCUAUCGACUUGACUGAAUUCCUUAAAGUUGAAGUCCAUGGUCCUGCUACUUUCAACUGUCUACAAGAAAAUGGUGGCAUUAAUAACUGCAAAUUCAAGGAACCUGCCCUGGAUUGGAUGGUAGAGAAUUUCUUUGGCGACAAAAGUAUUGAGCUGGAAUGCCGCUCUGGCGAGUGUCUCUACCAUACCCAGGUUCCUGGUUACGAGCGUCCUAUCAAGAAGAUCAACACACCCUUGAUUGCUGGCGUUAUUGCAGGAUGCUCCUUGUUUCUUGUUGCCGUGGUCUUACUUAUUUGGUAUCUCUCUCACCGGCAGUACCGAUAUGGACCUAUUCACCUUGACGAUUCCGACGACGAAUCUACUAAGCUGAUGAUUGAUCAUAAGCCGGCGUCACUCUACUUCGAGAAUGUCUCCUACAACCUGAACGGAAAGACUAUCUUGAAGGAUAUCAAGGGAAUCGCGCAUCCCGGGGAGAUCACGGCUAUCAUGGGCGCUUCAGGUGCCGGAAAGACCACGUUCCUUGAUAUAUUGGCCCGUAAGAACAAGCGCGGCCAGACGUCAGGAGACUUCUACGUCAAUGGUGAAAAGGUCACAGAUGCCGAAUAUAAGAGCGUGGUUGGCUUUGUCGAUCAAGAGGAUACCAUGCUACCGACCCUUACCGUACACGAAACAAUCCUUACCAGCGCCCUACUUCGUCUUCCGCGUGGAAUGGGCCGUGCCGCUAAAGAGCAAAGGGUUACCGAAGUCGAGAAGCAGCUUGGUAUCUAUCACAUUCGUGAUUCUCUAAUCGGAUCAGAAGAGGGCAAGGGUAGAGGUAUUUCCGGUGGUGAGAAGAGACGUGUUAGUAUCGCCUGUGAACUUGUUACUAGUCCUUCAAUCCUUUUCCUGGACGAGCCAACUAGCGGUCUAGACGCUUACAACGCGUUCAACGUCAUCGAAUGUCUCGUGAUACUUGCAAAGACGUAUAAGCGAACUGUUAUCUUCACUAUUCAUCAGCCACGCUCGAACAUUGUCGCAUUAUUUGAUCGAUUAAUUCUCCUCGCUCAGGGAAAGACUGUAUACUCCGGCCCCUUUUCUCAGUGUCAAGAAUAUUUCGACCAGAUUGGAUAUAGCUGCCCCCCUGGCUUCAACAUUGCGGAUUAUCUUGUUGACCUUACGAUGCAUGCUGGUUCUUCUGGUACCUUCGACGACGGAUCUCUUGUGAACGAUGUUGCGAGCGUUGGCCCUAGCAGUACGAUGGCUGUCAAAUCUAUCUCGAGCAUCUCUGGUGCUACUAGCAUCGCUGAAGACAGCUCGACUGAACCGUCCUCAAGCCGACCAAAGGGCAAGCGCAAAGACUCGGUUAGGGCAAGGCAAGAGCGCGAACUGUUUACCAGAAGGAAGAAUACUAUUGAUACGGCUGCGUCUUCCGACGUGGAAGAGGAGAUUGGAUCGUAUAAGCUACGAAGACAACCUGCCGGCAGCGUUCCUCAAGUUGUUGUCGAAGAUGUCCAUGAUUUUCCACCAUCUGCUGAAACCAACCUCGAUAGCCUCGUUCAAGCUUAUGUCGAAUGCGACAUUGCUAACAGCAUACACGAAGAAAUCCAACAGGUUGUGGCCAGCGCUCGCCUUGCCAACGGCCAGAAUGGCAAUGCGGGAAGUGGUACUCCUAACGGUAGCGCAAUUGGUCGCGGUUAUGCUCGUGUCGGUUAUGUGACCCAAUUUAUCAUCCUGUCGCAAAGAACGUGGAAGAAUCUCUACCGCAACCCGCUCCUCAUGUUAACCCAUUACGCUAUCGCCAUAGUACUUGCAGUUUUAUCGGGAUAUCUUUUCUAUGGUCUCACCGAUGACAUUCCUGGAUUCCAAAAUCGGCUCGGCUUGUUCUUUUUCCUUUUGGCACUGUUCGGCUUCAGCACAUUGACCAGCUUGAACGUCUUCGCUUCUGAGCGGCUUCUGUUUGUCCGAGAGAGAGCGAACGGCUACUACGCGCCCAUCACGUAUUUCAUCUCGAAGGUUCUAUUCGAUAUCAUCCCUCUUCGGGUUAUUCCACCAAUUCUAAUGGGUGCCAUUAUAUACCCAAUGACGGGAUUAGUACCGGACACGGCACAUUUCUUCAUAUUCAUGCUUGUUCUCGUACUAUUCAACCUGGCUGCUGCAUCCAUCUGCCUCUUUAUCGGCGUGGUUUGUAAAGAUGCUGGUGUCGCAAACUUGAUCGGCAGCCUGGUUAUGCUUUUCUCCCUGCUAUUUGCUGGCCUACUCCUGAAUCAUGACGCAAUUCCCGCCGGGGCACUUUGGUUACAAUCCCUGUCCAUCUUCCACUAUGGCUUCGAAGCCCUCAUAGUUAAUGAGGUUCUCAAAUUGACCCUUGUGGAUAGGAAAUAUGGACUCGACAUCACUAUUCCUGGUGCGGCUAUCUUAAGCUCUUUCGGUUUCAAUAACGGAUCGAAAUGGAUGGAUAUUAUCAACCUCGGUGUGUUCGCUGGUGUGUUCGUGGUGUUAGCGUAUGUUGCCAUGCAUUUCUUGCUCGUAGAGAGACGGUAGAGUUGGUACCUUACCUUAGGUACCUAGGUAGGUAGAUAGGUUAGGUACGAUUGAGAAAGUUUGGGAAACAGAUGUAGAAUUAUGUUGGAGGUACCUAAUCUAGCAAGGCACUGGCCAAAUUGGCAUCUGAUGCAUUGCCUCAAUAUUUCCUGCAUAGCUUGGCAACACUUGAGCUGGAUAGCUCAAGGGCAUACGAGGUUUUACUCAGGGCGUUCAAGGUUUAGGGCAUAUACGAUAUUAUAGA
This is a messenger RNA of Daldinia caldariorum, 4010 nucleotides long. RefSeq lists its product as uncharacterized. Gene Ontology annotation, cellular component: membrane. The record is from RefSeq and is a predicted model, not a curated record. The transcript has 4 exons. Lineage: Eukaryota; Fungi; Ascomycota; Sordariomycetes; Xylariales; Hypoxylaceae. Gene Ontology annotation, molecular function: ABC-type transporter activity; ATP binding; ATP hydrolysis activity. The coding region runs from base 536 to 3766 and encodes 1076 amino acids.